UCUCUCUGCCCCGGCCGGCGCCUUAUAAAGGCAGGUGAGGCGAGCACUGGACCUUGAUCCGUUCCAAUCUCGACCAGCUCGCGAUCGAUCGGGGAGAGCUCGUGCCGCCAUUGCUGUCCUUGAUCAGUCAGCUAGCUGGGAGUGUCGUAGCCGUAGCGAAUGGGGAGGCAGCCGUGCUGCGACAAGGUGGGGCUGAAGAAGGGCCCGUGGACGGCGGAGGAGGACCAGAAGCUCGUCAGCUUCAUCCUCGGCAACGGCCAGUGCUGCUGGCGCGCCGUGCCCAAGCUCGCCGGGCUGCUCCGGUGCGGGAAGAGCUGCCGGCUGCGGUGGACGAACUACCUGCGGCCGGACCUCAAGAGGGGCCUGCUCUCCGACGCCGAGGAGAAGCUCGUCAUCGACCUGCACGCCCAGCUCGGCAACAGGUGGUCGAAGAUUGCGUCACACUUGCCGGGGCGAACGGACAACGAGAUCAAGAACCACUGGAACACCCACAUCAAGAAGAAGCUCAAGAAGAUGGGGAUCGACCCCCUCACGCACAAGCCCCUCCCGCCGCCUCCGCAGCAGCAGGAGCACCAACCGAUUCCACCGCCCGCUGGCGGCUCGCCGGAGGCGCAGCCAUCGCCACCUCCGGAGCGGUGUCCUGCAGAGGAGAAGGCGGUGCCGGUGGCGGCGACGGCGACGGCGACGGCCACAAGUAGUAGCGAGGACGGCGACGGCAGCGAGCUGCUCCUCAGCAAAUCCCCCGGCUUCUGCACCGACGAGGUGCCGAUGAUGCACCCGGACGAGAUCAUGGUGUCCAUGCGCGACCAGCCGCCGCCAUUACCAGCCUCGGCUUGCGUCCCCGCCGCAGCCGCCGCGGUCUCGACGCCGCCGACGUCCUACUCCACCUCGGCGUCGUCGUCCUGCCUGAGCCGCGACGAGGAGUCGCCGUUCGCGUUCAUGGACAUGGACAUGGAGUUGCCGGAGUUCGUGCUCCAGAUGGGGCUAGACGACGUGGACGCGCGGUGGCGCGACUGCAUGCUGCCGCUGCCGCUGCCGCUGUCACCAUCGCCGGUCUUCGAGGACCCCUUCGAUUCUUUCCAGUUCCAGAGGAAUGGCGCUCUCUUCUCUAGUUAUUAGUCAGUUAACCCCACCUAAUAAAUUAAAUUUGCAGUUUCUUACUGUACUGAACAAACACUUAAGCCGCAGGAAGGUAUUUCUGUUAACUGGCACUGGUUUUCUGGUUACUGUCUUGGGUGUUACUGUUCUCACAUCACUGUCCAUACAAAACUUGCUAGUGAUCAAGGAAGCUUUGUUUAGAAUACGUUGACAAAAAGACUAAAGUUCCGGCCUUUACACGGUGCAGAACACACAGCCAGAAAAUUUGUUGUUAGCUAGGGACAAUAAGAAUCAAUAGUAUGUAAGUAUCAUUUCAAAAAAAAAGCUACCUUUUAGUUUUUAUCC
Molecule: messenger RNA, 1443 nt
Organism: Panicum virgatum (switchgrass)
Lineage: Eukaryota; Viridiplantae; Streptophyta; Magnoliopsida; Poales; Poaceae
Product: MYB-like transcription factor ODO1
Exons: 3
Coding region: 160-1119 (319 amino acids)
Source: RefSeq, a predicted model, not a curated record